AUGUUUGACUGUCCCAACCUCCAUAGCGUCACAGACACCCUCUUGUUGUUACUGCAGUUCAUAAAGGAGCUGGUGAACACCACAUGCCAGCAGCGGCAUAGGAUCUCCUAAGAGCAGUGAGAAGUACUUAUCUGGUCCUUCAUCAUCUGCAUCUGGGGCCUCCAGAGGCCUCUGUUUAUUUGAAGGUGUGGUUACUAUUUGAUGUUGUAGAACAUUAAUUAUGAUGAUUUUGUCUACCACACUUUCCAAAAGAGAUGCCUGUUAUUGAACAACCUGUUUGUCAUUGGCAGUGCUGUGAUGCUAUUGAGCAAAACGGCCAUGUACUUUGAGAUGAUCAUGGUUGGACAUUUCCUCUACAGCGUUAAUGCAUGUGUUAGCCUCAGUCUCCACCCAAUGGUGAUGUAAUGUGCCCUUUAAAGGCUGUGAGGAAUGGUGGUUUGUGUCUGUAGCCACCUCAGCUUCUGGGGAUCAGGUGAGCUGUCUGGUUCUAGUGUGUCAGUCAGGGAUCUAUUGGGGACAGAGGACAGGUGGCAGUGGUUGCUGGGCUUCAGUGGUGCGACCUCCCUGCUCUAGCCUGCCACCCUGCCACUCCUCCCAGAGUCACCCCGAUACCUGCUGCUGGACCGGGGUGACCAACAGGGCUGUGAGAAAACCAUCCGCAGGCUGUGGGGCAGCAGAGACCACAGUGUGGAGGGAGAGAUGCUGGUGGAGAACGCCUCCCUGAAGGGGUUCCGCAGCCACACUGUGGUGGACCAGGCCGUACGCUGGCAACUGCUCACCGUCCUCGUCACCUUCAAUGCUAUGUGCCUUUACUAAUUUGACGUGUUCCAUAUGGCAAGGAUCCCCACCCACCAGUUGCGCCAUGUUGCCUUGGGAACCGGUCUGUGUGAGAUUUCCACCUCUGUGGCAUGCACGUUCGCCAUUGAUAGCACAGGAAAAAGGCUGCUCCUCUACAGGGAUUACCUAUGCAUGGCAGUUACCCAGGGUCUUCUGGGUUACUCUACCUGCAGGUAAGUCACACUUUAUAUUCAGAUCCAAAUCUCCUGGAUCCCUUACUGCAGUGUAGUUCUCAUCUUCACCUUCUUCUACUUCAACCAGUCGUUCAAGUCAGCAGCCUUCACCAUUGGCACCCUCAGUUGGCUGGUGCUGUUCGUAUUGGGACUCUUAUUUUAUGUUUAUACACAGGAGAAGUUGGACUACUACUGUUUGCUGUCUGGGGUGUUUUGGUGGUACAACAUGUCUGAAGCCAGGAACCUCACCAUGAUGGAGAUCACUGGUGGGAUGCAUCCUGUGAAUCUCAACAGGGGAUCCUCAGGGGAGGGAUAG
This is a messenger RNA of Oncorhynchus nerka (sockeye salmon), 1326 nucleotides long. It is a transcript of the gene slc2a11l, whose product is annotated as solute carrier family 2 member 11, like. Gene Ontology annotation, cellular component: plasma membrane. Gene Ontology annotation, molecular function: hexose transmembrane transporter activity. Gene Ontology annotation, biological process: monosaccharide transmembrane transport. The record is from RefSeq and is a predicted model, not a curated record. NCBI's taxonomy places the organism in Eukaryota, Metazoa, Chordata, Actinopteri, Salmoniformes, Salmonidae.